Molecule: messenger RNA, 701 nt
Organism: Pyrus x bretschneideri (Chinese white pear)
Lineage: Eukaryota; Viridiplantae; Streptophyta; Magnoliopsida; Rosales; Rosaceae
Product: probable calcium-binding protein CML13
Exons: 1
Coding region: 23-466 (147 amino acids)
Cellular component (GO): myosin II complex
Molecular function (GO): calcium ion binding
Source: RefSeq, a predicted model, not a curated record
ACCCGAACCGCGACCCGGAAAAAUGGGCAAGGAUUUGAGCGAUGACCAAGUAUCGUCGAUGAAGGAGGCGUUCACGCUCUUCGAUACCGACAACGACGGCAAGAUUGCUCCGUCCGAGCUAGGGAUCCUAAUGCGAUCGCUCGGUGGCAACCCGACCCAGGCCCAACUCAAAUCCAUAGUCGCCGAGGAGAAGCUCACCGCCCCCUUCGACUUCCCUCGCUUCCUCGAACUCAUGGCCAAGCACAUGAAGCCCGAGCCCUUCGAUCGCCAGCUCCGCGACGCCUUCAAGGUUCUCGACAAGGACUCCACCGGCUUCGUCUCCGUCUCGGAGCUCCGGCACAUCCUCACCAGCAUCGGCGAGAAAUUGGAGCCCUCCGAAUUUGACGAGUGGAUCCGAGAGGUGGAUGUCGGGUCCGAUGGGAAGAUCAAAUACGAGGACUUCAUUGCCAGAAUGGUGGCCAAGUGAGGUACGAAACGGUACGUUUUGCCUGGGUGAAAGUGUUUUGUGGAAGUAAUUUGGGAGUAAUGUACGUCUUUUUCUUCUUUUUAUGGUAAAUUUUGGGUUUGUUUGUUUGGAUUUUGUUUGCGGUGAAUUGAAAUUUGUGUCGAGUACUUGGUAAAUUUGGAGGUGUUUGGGAUGUAAGUGCUGAUGAUUUUAUGGAAUGUAAUCUGGAUUUGCUGGAUUACUUUGUGGUCUGGAA